AUGGUGCACGCCCUAACUGGACAUUGCCCGUCUCCCUUCUUGCAGGAGACGCUAUUUCCCUCCACCGGGGGAUUUAUCGAUGGUCGCUAUUGCGAGAAGAUUACCUUAGGCAACAGUACUUAUUCAUGUUGCUUGCCAUGUCCUCUCGCCGAGUGGAGAUAUGAUACUGACUUGGCCGAUAAGAUCGCCGUCACGAGUUGGAUUAGUGUCGCCAUUCUCCCUCUAUGCAUCUUCUUGUUGAUUUCGUACGCCGUAUUACCCGUCAAAUGGACUCACCGUCAUUAUCUAAGUCUCGCCUUUAUCAUCCCUCUCGGCGCCAAACCAGACCAGUGCCACAAUGCAAUCACCCCUAAUGAUAUGCGCUCCGAUCUUUCCUGUGCCUUCUCCGGAUCUUUCUUGUUAUUCGGAGGCUGGCUAGUGGUCAUCUGGAGUUUUAUCCGUACAAUGGCCUUUCACCUACAAGUAUGCUGGGAAAUAGUUCUAGGCCCGAAGUUCAUGUGGACAGCCUUUGUCUGCGGAUUCGGGAUUCCAGCCAUUGGCAUGACCGUUAUGCUGAUCCUGACUGGAGUGUCAUUCCGAUUCGGCGAAAUCUGCCAUAUCAACGUAACCAACGCACUAUACGACUACUGGAUCCCCGUUAUGAUCUUUGCUGCUGCUGCCCUCUUCCUCCAACUAUCAACAAUGGUCUACUGCACCCACAUCUACCUCCGUUCCCUUUUCGACAAAUCCGCCUCGACAACAGGCAGUUCCGGCACCAACCUUCCUUCCUACUCAGCCAGCAUCGGCACCGUGACAGCCCGACAAGCCUAUCGACGCGUACGCCGCGUCCUGAAGCUCCAAUGGCGUGGCAUCGCCCUCACAUCAAUCAUUCUCGGCAACGUAAUCUUCUUCGCAGUCGUCUUCAUCAACCUCGACAAUGCCGUCGCCCCAACAGCAAGAAACGUCAAAACCGCAACUCCCUGGCUAAUGUGUCUCGCCCAAACCGGCGACAAAGACCUAUGCCGCACCCAUGCCGCAGCCAUCGGCCCCAACGAAGCAACCCUACUAGCAGUGGUAAUCCUUCUUUCCCUCGUCGGCUUCUGGAACUUCAUCCUCUUCGCCCGCCCCUCCAUGUUCGCCGGCUGGCUCGAUCUCUUCCGCACCAAAAUAGCACAACGCAACGAGUUCGUCUCCGUAGACGCAACCAACCGCUUCGCCAAUAACAAGGGCUUCGAAAUGCUCACCACUGUCAAAUCACCCGAUACAUACAUGCGCUCGCCAAGCCCAACACGAUUGGGACCUGAUCGCAAAGACUUCAUGCGCUCACCAAGUCCUCCACGAAUGGGGCCUGACCGGAACGCUUUCAUGCGUUCACCAAGCCCUACCCAAAUGGGCGGGACUGACCGCAGCGUAUUCAUGCCCUCCCCGAGCCCUACACAGGCUGGAUUCGGCCGUAGUCCGACCAGCCCCAGCCCGAGCAUGGACCGUUCCCAUAUCGCUCGUGAGGCCCGCUAUGUGCGGCCCUCGCUGAGUUUUUCCGGGCCUAGGCCGCCUAGCUCGUUACAUAGUGCACGCGAGUGGGAUCCUCAGUCUACGUUUGCGCCAGGGUAUGGGCGAGUGUAA
Messenger RNA from Penicillium coprophilum, 1602 nucleotides. It is a transcript of the gene gprM, whose product is annotated as protein gprM. The transcript is spliced from 3 exons. The coding region runs from base 1 to 1602 and encodes 533 amino acids. Lineage: Eukaryota; Fungi; Ascomycota; Eurotiomycetes; Eurotiales; Aspergillaceae. The record is from RefSeq and is a predicted model, not a curated record.